Molecule: messenger RNA, 318 nt
Organism: Stereum hirsutum FP-91666 SS1
Lineage: Eukaryota; Fungi; Basidiomycota; Agaricomycetes; Russulales; Stereaceae
Exons: 2
Coding region: 1-318 (105 amino acids)
Source: RefSeq, a predicted model, not a curated record
AUGUCGACGCCGAUUAUAAAGGGAACCUCCAUCUCUGGUGACGGUGGCGUUGAGAGUGAUUGCGUACCCCCGCCGCCAGGCCAUAUUGACCUCUCGCAAAUCGAGUACCACCCAUGGCCUGCGUGCUUUGUUGCCGCGGUAUCUAAACUUUUGGACAAUGCUGGAAUACCAAAUGUGCUCUGGGGCGAUCUCCUUCACUGGUGGCGUGGCUGCCGUCACAUCCCUCAGACGCGGGUCUACCGUCGUGCCCCUGCGAGUCCUCUUUCCACAUUUCUGAUCCCAAAAAAGGCUAUUGGCUCCCAGUACACUUUCGAGUGA